GCAUUGGCACCCGAUUCAUCAUGGCAGCGCCUCUCUUAUCACAUCAUUGCCACAGGUAGGAAAGCUUGUCUUCUCCUUGCACCAGUGUAUCUCUUUUCCUCUUCCUGCAUACUUCGUCGCUUGUCAUGCGGCUCUUGGAGCAUGACAACCACCACAAGAAGAACAGCCGCGCCGACCAUAAGAGUAGCAGUAGCAACAUCGUGUCGUCCUCUUCUUCCUCAAAGUCCUCCCCUUCCUCGAAUCCCUCCGUCCUCAUCCCACCUACAAUAAGGAGGAGGACCGUGGAGGAGGUGUGGAACGACAUAAGUCUCACCACCCUCCACCACGAGAGGCUCCUAAUACCUUUAGAUCAUCAAAGCUACCACCACCAUCACCCAGCCUCGUCACCUUCCUUCAAGGGCAUGAUUUUACAGGACUUCCUCGCUGGACCACUGAACAGGCCCCGCACCAUCUCGCCCCACGCCGUUGAGGAGCUACCGCUGCUGCCUCCUCCACUCUCUCCCACCCUCCCUCAGACCGCCCUCAGCUUGAACUCCGGGAUGGAGUUCGAGUAUCUGAGGCCUCAUGCCGAUUCCCACUCCAAUAGUAGUUCGAAUGGCCAGAACGCCUGCUUCAUCCCCUUUGCAAUCUCCGGUGCGAUAGACGGUCCACCAUCUCCCACCGCGCUCUUCUCGUUCUGCUCCAAGAACAGGUUGCCGGAGAACUCCGUCGUCGGUACAGAUCGUUACCGUAGGAGAAUGAUCAAGAACCGGGAAUCUGCCGCCAGAUCACGCGCAAGGAAACAGGCUUACACCAAUGAGCUAGAGUUGGAGGUCUCCCGUCUGAAGGAGGAGAACGCCAAACUGAAGAAGCAAUACGAAGAGCUUCGUUCCGCAAUGGUUGCCCAACAACACAAAAGCAACACACUCCAAAGGAGCUCCACCGCGCCAUUUUGAGGAAGAAUGUCGGAAAGAAAGGAGGAGCGCACAUUUAGCAGCAGCAGAGAGUCCUCUCGCCACGCUUUCAUCAAAAUCUUUCCUUCACUGCUAAGUCAUGCCCUCCCCUUUCCAUUUCCCUGAAACAAAACAGUCAGUCGUAUUAUGCUAGUGCCUGUGCAGAAAUAGUAUGUAACCCAAAUUGUCAUCCUGAACUCGAGCAUUCGAUGAGGAGCCUGUCUGCCUGCCCCUCCUCUCUCUCGCUCACGGUUUAUGUAGGACGAGUUGUGGUACGCAUCGAACCCAAUGAUGUGGUUGAUGGUGAUUGACAUAGAUGGGAACAGGGAUUAAAUUGGUGCUGACUCGUUUGGAGUGGU
Musa acuminata subsp. malaccensis (wild Malaysian banana) is the source of this 1291-nucleotide messenger RNA. RefSeq names its product protein FD-like. Gene Ontology annotation, cellular component: nucleus. Gene Ontology annotation, molecular function: DNA-binding transcription factor activity. The record is from RefSeq and is a predicted model, not a curated record. Lineage: Eukaryota; Viridiplantae; Streptophyta; Magnoliopsida; Zingiberales; Musaceae. Gene Ontology annotation, biological process: positive regulation of DNA-templated transcription.